CAGGAACGCGUUUAUGUUUUUUCAAGAUAGAUUGCUACAGAAUAGCGGGAAACCAUAGGACUAGCGGGGGGGGGGCAAAAAGAGGAAAAUAAGCAAAGAUGACCAAGAUUUAAAACAUAGUUGAAUUCCAAAUGCUUUGUAGUCUCUCAGUUGUUUGCAGAAUCAACAAGCAGGUGUUUGGGGGUGAAAAAAAAGUUGGCGCUGCAGAUCUAGACGGGCGUUGAUUGAACUUUACGUUCUGUUUUUCCUUUGGUCUUUAUAUGUUUGCCAUUGUUGGCAUAUACAAAAAAUAUAAAGGCAGAAUUCUUGUGUGCCAGUAUUUGAGAAAAAAAAAAAAAGCCAGUCAUGGACAGCAAGCCACUUUUGCAAGACAGACCCCCUGCUUAUGCAGCUGUGACGGGGGGCUACGACGAGUACGGACAGCAGCCUAAUUAUGGUGCUAUUCCUCCGAAUGCGCCAGCUCCUCCACCGCCUGGCUUCCAUCAGUUACCUCCUCUGUACUACACAGGCGACCAGGGCUGUGCCCAGCCAGCUGCAGCAAUGCCACCUGUUGCCCAGCAACCAAACUGUUCCAACACAUAUACCAUCAUCCAGCCCUCUGUGGUGGUAGUGGGGGGCUGUCCAGCAUGCAGAGUGGGUGUGUUGGAGGAUGAUUUCACCUGCCUGGGGAUCUUGUGUGCCAUCGUCUUCUUCCCAAUCGGAAUUCUGUUUUGCCUGGCGCUGCGUCAAAGGAGAUGUCCAAACUGUGGGGCCACCUUUGGUUAAAGGGAUCAGACUGGCUCUCCUGACACCGGGAGUCAAAUUAUAGAGUGCUAUAGUCUUUUUGUUUUAGAUUUUUUUUUUCUUUUUUUUUUUUUACUGUAAUUGUACAUUGAUAACAGUUUUUGUGUAAAUGCCUCCUACAGUGUUGUCUCAAAUAGCUGUAAUGGACAGGCAAUACAAAAUUGAGCAUGUGAAAAAAAGUCUUUAAAUUUUGUUCACAUGCAUGUAAUGAAUGUAUUAUUAUUAUUAAUAUUUAAAUAAUCAUUAAUUCUUGUUGAAAUCAACACGCCAGUUGCUUUUGCAGUCAACGGUGCCUUUUGAAAAUGUAAAAAACUAAACAGCUAUAAAUGCUGAAUUUUAUUUAUUUUUCUAUUUCUGAAUCAUGCCGUUAUGUUUAAUAUGCAGUACACAUUGAUUUGAUUUUGAUGGCACAAUUAAUCUUGGGGUAAACUUUUUUUUUUUUUUUUUUUUUUUUGAAAAAACGAAAGAAACCCCAUUCCUAUCCUAAGAUUUUCUUUGUUUUGUUUGAUUAAUAUCAAUAUUGUAUAUAUUUUAGGUUGAGUGAUUUCUUGCUGUUUAGUUAGAAUAAACACCAUAAGUUGUAACCCUUGGGCUGGUGGUGGUCAUGCAUCUGAAACUGUGUGAGUUGCAGCUGUUAUGUAUAAUGUGUGUGUGCAAGAUGGUAAAAAGAAGCACAUUUCUAAAACCCUUUUGUACUGAGUUUGGGUUGGACAUGUGUAACUUUUACUGUGCAAAGUUUACAAGUUAUUGAUUAACGGUGCAAGCUGUAAUACAAAAAAAAGAAGAGGGACUUAUUAUAUUAGCUGUUUUUCUUGUCCUUUAAUGACACUUCAUGCAAAUCUCAGGUAUCAUGCUGUUGGAAUCUUUGAAGAACAGCCAUACAUGACCCAAACUGUUUAUGAACAAACCAGCUACUGAUUUUACUGCUGAAAGUUGGGCCCUAUUACUAGAAAACCUCUCCUCUCCAUUCGUAAGACAAUCAGUUUCCUGAAGCAGACUACUUUCGAACAAAUUUGAUGUACAAUGUCAGCAGCUUGUCACACAUACGCAUUGCUGAUGAUGACACCAUGAUGUCUGUUGACGUUGUAUUAAUAUGUAUUAUCGAAAAUAACAACCUGCUUUGCCCGUUGCACAUUACAUAGCCUAAAUAAAAUAUACGCAUAUACAAAAAAAUAAAUAAAACCAUGUAAGCAUCAACACCUGUUUUGAAGUGUUUUUAUGCCAGGAUUCUGAAAUGACUAGUGUGUUACAGAUUUCAUUUUUUCACUUUAUAUAUGUGUUUUUUAAUCACGCCUGCGCUUUUAAGAUACUAAACCUUUGUGUAAGGCAGUCCUUUUAUAUAAGCAGAGCUCUGAUAAGGCUGGGUGGAACCAGGAUGUGUAGAAAGAUCCAAUGCUACAACAAACAAGCAUUGUAUGUGAUGACCAGGAUAUUUAAAUGAUAUGUGCAUGCUUCCCAAAGGACUUCUGUUUUAUACACCAUAUAGUGCGUAAAUCUUUAACAAAUUGUUCAAUGAAACAUCCGGAUGGCCAACAAACAAGUUGCAAUAGUUCCACCUUGGACUAUUGUUACACUGAAAAGGUGAGAUAAUAAAGUAAGUUCCCGAGCAUAUGGAUAAAUCUCCCAUUUAAUCAUCAUAUUGACAAAGUGAUUUCAAAGGUAAGGUUAGGCUUCCUUUUUAGAAAUAGGAAGAUCUUUUCUCAGUUUAGCAGAUCAGAAUUGGUGACUACGACUAUUCUCUCUGUCCUUAAUUAUGGUGAUUAUAUUUACCAGUUCACUUCUACUCAGUCCUCACAUAAACUAGACGUAUUGCACAACACAUGCACUGCAGAUUUCUGUUAGAAUGUCCCAUCUUGACUCAUCAUUGCGAGAUGCAUGUAAAAUUAGGCUGGUUUUCACUUACAGACCGAAAAGUUUAUCACUGGUACUGUUUUGUGUUUAAGUUUCUUAAAGGAUGGGUGCCUUGUUAUUUAACUGCUCUGGUUAAUAGGUAUGAAACCAACUAUAAUCUGCGUUCCUGUGAUUCUGCCAGUCUGGUGGUUCCAAGGGUUGGCACGUUUGGGUAAAAUGUUCAUUGCCCAUCGGCUUCCAAAAACGUUUAACUCUAAACCAUUAUAUAAAAGGAGUACAUUUGAUCGUCUCUCUUUUACAUGUUUUAAAAAUGAUCCCUGUAAAUUGUUUUGAUCCUGAUUAAGGAGCUGUACACGGUCGGGUGAAUGUCCUUUGUUUAUAACCUCUGAAAUGAUUAAGACAGUACCACUCAUGACAUUGUGUUGUUUUAUUGUGUAUGUUUGUUAAAUUAGAUCUAGGUCUCAAUAGGUUAAUUUCCUGUAUAAAUAAAUACAUAGAAACAUAAUUGUUGGACUGGCCUACUACACAAGUGUAAAAACAGAGGAGUCUGGUAAAUCAAACUUUUAUUGCAAUAAAAUAAAUUGAACUUAUUUAUACAUGGAUUACUACACAGUAUUGUUUUUUUCAAACAUUAAAUAUUCUUAUUGCCUCUUU
Messenger RNA from Polyodon spathula (Mississippi paddlefish), 3288 nucleotides. Its product is annotated as brain protein I3-like. Bases 346 to 765 code for a protein of 139 amino acids. The record is from RefSeq and is a predicted model, not a curated record. The transcript has 3 exons. NCBI's taxonomy places the organism in Eukaryota, Metazoa, Chordata, Actinopteri, Acipenseriformes, Polyodontidae.